CUUCAAUCUCUUGCUUUGGUGUUGCUUUGCCGGUUCUCACGUGGAAUUUAAAACUUUAUCUCAUCUCGAUAAUUAAGAAUGGGCCACGAUAGUUUCCGCAGAGGUGGAAAUCGCGGUCGCGGCCGAAACGAAUCCUCGUGGUACAAUAAACGUGGAAGAGGGCGUGGCGAUUCACGGAAUCGAAACAAAUCAAGACCUGCGAACAAAAAUCACGGUGAACAGCGUGAAUCUGUUGCGCUCUCGGACCUUAAGGAAGAACAGGUAUUCAUCACUGAGUACGUUUCCACCGGGAAAGGAUUCCGUGGAAUCCUGAAAUCAAGGUUUUCUGAUUUUCACGUAAACGAAAUUGACAUUGACGGCAAUGAAGCCGUGCUCACAGACAUGAACAUACCUGACACACCGAAAGAAGAAUUGCAGGAUACACCCAAUUCGGAAGUAGAGGGAAUGUUGACUCAUUUAAUAACAGCUGAAAAGCUGGAGCAAAUUCGGCAAGUGGCUGCAGGAAAAAGUGAAGCCGUUGUAGAAAUUGACGUAACGGAUCUGACCAAAGAGGACCGUGGAAAAAUUCACAACGGUACGAAAUCGUUAUUUGGGAAAGCCAUUGUUGGAUCCACAGUCACGCGAGGCGAUAAGAAGUACAUAUCUAUAGCAAGGUAUAAUUUUUUCAACCUGACGGACCGCCGGAGAAAAUGGCUCUGGCCACAUCCUUUCACGUACUUUUUGUUGUACAAAGAAAACGUGGAUACGAUACAGGCGGUUACUCAAAUGGCGGAACAGUUGAAGUGUUCUGCCUCGGCGUUUGCUUACGCUGGCACUAAAGAUCGCCGGGCUAAAACUACCCAGUGGAUUUGCAUACGACAAUAUGAACCUAGCAAAAUAGCAUCUGCCGUAAAGAAACUGCAGAAUGUAAAGAUUGGUAACUUUUGUUUCAAACCCAAGACGCUCAAGUUGGGCCAGUUACGAGGGAAUCGGUUUCGGAUAGCUUUGAGACAGGUUGCAGCAGAGGAGAGUAUUAUUCAAAGUGCAAUGGAGGAAUUUCGGGAUAAAGGAUUCAUAAAUUAUUUUGGAUUGCAGCGGUUUGGAAACAGUUCAGUCGUUCCAACUUACAGGGUCGGCAUAGAAAUUUUAAAGGGUCGCUGGAAGGAAGCUUGCGAUUUGAUACUUAAACCAAGGGCAGGGGACCCUUGGUUUAUCACAAAGAUGCGUGAAACUUGGGAGCAGACACGCUGUGCCGAGACUGCGCUGGCAAAACUCAGUCCACGCAACAAAGGCAUCGAGAAACAGAUACUAUUUUGGUUAGCAACACAUGAUAACGACUACAAAGGUGCAAUUCAACAUCUCGCUCGAAAUUUACGCAUGUUGUACUGCCAUUCGUAUCAAAGUCUUAUUUGGAAUAGGGUGGCCUCUCGCAGACUUCGAGAAUUCGGCUAUCAGCUUAUUCCGGGUGAUUUAGUUUAUGUAGAUAAUAUUACUGAUGUUGAGGCGGAACAAAACACAGUUGAUAUGGAUGUGGCAUUAGAACAAGCGAUAGAAUCGGACGUCAAACCCGAUGCGGAUGGUGAGGAACCGCCUGCCGAGCAGGUGUCUCGCUUCAAAGCGUUGGUAAAACCACUAACGGAAACUGAUAUAGCGUCCGGAACCUAUUCGAUUUUUGAUGUUGUAAUGCCAUUGCCUGGUCACGACAUUACCUAUCCUGCAAAUGCGAGUGGCAAAUGGUACGAGGAAUUACUGGCCGAGGACGGGUUGUCUUCGGAAAUGCUUCUGCGAAAGGCAAAGAAAGAAUCGCUUCCAGGUGCCUACCGAAAACUAUUCAUUCGACUGGAGAAGCUAGAAUGGAAAAUUGUAUCAUACGAGAAACCCACCGAUACUCUCAUUUGGUCUGAUUUUGAAAAACUUAAAGGAGACCAAGAAUCGGAAGUAAAAGGCGAAGCAUUUUACAAAGCCUUGUUGCUGGAUUUCCACCUGCCGUCGUCAUCAUAUGCGACUAUGGCUCUGCGCGAGAUAAUGAAGACGGACACUUCUGCUUUAUAUCAGCGAAUGGCGGAGAAGGAACUGUCGAACGAAGCGCUGAAAUCUGUUGAGACAGAACAAAACAUUGUUUCCGUUGACGACAAAGCACGUGAAAAACAAGAGGAAGAUAAUAUCGUAAAGGAUAACGAACAUACCGAAUCAUUUGUUGAGGCAAAUGAACCUGCCGAGAAGAAACCUAAAUUAGAAUAAAUUGCGUAAGAUUUUGUAAGAAUUUUGAGCAAAAGAUGCCUUUGAGAAUAUCAUAAUAGGAGCUAUCGUUCGCAGAUGAUCCAUGCAAUAAAAACAAUUGCUAUUUGCAUAUAGAAAGUA
Wyeomyia smithii (pitcher-plant mosquito) is the source of this 2340-nucleotide messenger RNA. It is a transcript of the gene Pus7, whose product is annotated as pseudouridylate synthase 7 homolog. The transcript has 3 exons. Lineage: Eukaryota; Metazoa; Arthropoda; Insecta; Diptera; Culicidae. The record is from RefSeq and is a predicted model, not a curated record. Gene Ontology annotation, biological process: pseudouridine synthesis. Gene Ontology annotation, cellular component: nucleus. Gene Ontology annotation, molecular function: RNA binding; pseudouridine synthase activity. The coding region runs from base 79 to 2220 and encodes 713 amino acids.